Molecule: messenger RNA, 1836 nt
Organism: Diachasma alloeum
Lineage: Eukaryota; Metazoa; Arthropoda; Insecta; Hymenoptera; Braconidae
Product: RAN GTPase-activating protein 1-like
Exons: 6
Coding region: 1-1836 (611 amino acids)
Molecular function (GO): protein binding
Source: RefSeq, a predicted model, not a curated record
AUGGAGGACUUUGAUUCUGAUUAUUUCUGGGGGAAUGAGUCCUUCGAGGAUGCUAGGACCUUGACCAUUGAUCAGACCUCCACCGGUGCAUCGAGAGCCUCAGAGAUCAGUGAGUUGUUCCCUGAGUUUGUCUCAAAGCUACAGGAUGAAAGGGCGAGACGUGCGGCUGCCGAGGAGGAGGAAAAGAGGGAGAGACUACGAAAAUUACUAGGGCUGGAUAAAGCGAAGGCUCGUGAUUCGGCGGAGACGAUAGGAACCCCUGAGGACACAUUAUCCUCGUCCCCAAGAAGCAGCAGCGAGAGCAGUGGGAAUCUCUGUCUCAGGGACAUCGCAGUCAGUGAUUCACAACUGAAACUCCUGAAUAUUUACAAUAUGUAUCCUGUACCUGAGGACCCGGGGCUGGUGUCCGGGUUUUGGGUGCUAUUCCCGAGGGAGGUAUCUUACAAAGAGGAUGGGAUCCAGAAGUUCAUGGAUGUCAGCGGGAGAAUGAAACUCAGGCCGAUUAAAAAAGUCUGUGAGAUGCUGAAGACCGAUGAAAUUGAUCUGGGGUUUUAUGGUAUUGAUCCGAGGAUUGUUCGGGCGCUUUCGGACGCCAUUACUAACAAUACUUCAGUGCAAACGUUAAAUCUACAAGAAAAUUGGCUGACUGUUGACGCCUGUUUCCACUUGAACGAUCUAUUGAUAAAUAACGGAGUAUUGUCGUGGGUUAAUUUAUCGGGAUGUCGAAUGGGCCCCCGGGGUGCGAAGAGACUCAUGAGCGGGAUCGGAAGAGCCCCGGUUUUAGAGUACUUGAACGUCAGCAAAUGUGAACUGGGGGAUGAGGGGGGUGGGUACAUCUGCGAUGGGGUGUGUGACAGCAUCAGUCUGAAAACCCUCGAUUUGUCCGAUAACAGUCUCGAGGGGGCCUGCGUCUGGCCGUUCUAUUACAUGCUGGCGCAGACCGAAACGUUAGAGGAAAUUAAUUUGUCCUGGAAUUCCCUGAAGUCCGGGGACUUCUGGAAGACUUUUCUGCUGGGAAUUCUGAAGAAUUUCACGAUGAUGAGGGUUGAUCUCUCCUGGAACUCUCUGGGGAAGGAGUAUCUUCCGUUUCUGAUGCAGUUGGUGGAGAAGUCGAAGAAUAUUACGGAGUUGAAUCUCUCGAACAAUCGAUUCGACGACGAAGACGUCAAAAAACUGUCAACAUCCCUCUCGAAAAGCGAAACCCUUCAGAAAUUAUUCCUCAAGAACAACCCCAUUGGUCCAGAGGGUGCACUAGCUCUCAUAAAAUCCCUCACACCAGCAGCCGCCGCCUCCUCCCGCCUUCGUCAUCUCGAUCUGGACAAUAUCUGGGCGAAUACAGAGGUGAUCCCAUUCCUGCAGGAGAUUAGAACCACCCGAUCCUCACUGACAGUCAAAUUGGGCGGAAUUUUGAGUAAUUAUCAGCUGGUGGGUCCAGACCCGAGGAGAAUAUUCCUGAAGAGAGCGAACUUCGAGGCGAUGAAGCCCAAGAAGAAGAAGCAACGAAGGAAUUUCGGUCAUUUCGUGCUGUCUCUGGAGGACUCGACAAUUUCGAAAUUAGAAUUUCGCCAGUUAAUUAGGCGUUACAAAUUGAAAUUAACGGAGUCGUUAAUUGCGGAGAUCAUGAGCGCCUUUCAAGUGGGGAAAGACGAGAUUGAUCAGGCGGGUUUGAAGGCGUUCUACCUCGGAGAAUAUCCGGAGACGACGCCUCCCCCUCCGAAACCAGAGAAAAAGAGGAAAGAGAAGAAGAGGAAGGGGGAUAAGGAUGGUAAGGCAGUGGAAGACAAUGAGGUUGAGAAACAAAAGGCGAAGAAGAAGAAAGUCACGAGGUUCGAAUGA